Molecule: messenger RNA, 2509 nt
Organism: Centruroides sculpturatus (bark scorpion)
Lineage: Eukaryota; Metazoa; Arthropoda; Arachnida; Scorpiones; Buthidae
Product: mitochondrial import receptor subunit TOM70-like
Exons: 5
Coding region: 26-790 (254 amino acids)
Molecular function (GO): protein binding
Source: RefSeq, a predicted model, not a curated record
UAUUAUCAUUUUUAUUUGUUAGAUUAUGCUUUUGACUGAUAAUAUGGAACAAACUUUAUCAGACAUGGAAAAAAGUGUUGCUGCAAAUCCAGAUUUUCCAUCUGCUAGAGUACAGAAAUGUUAUGUUCAGUAUAGAAAUGCAUUAAAUCAUCAUGAUGAGAAAAAAGUUCAAGCUGUGUUAGAGGAAUUUGAACAAAUUCUAGAACAGAUGUCAACAUCUACAGAAUGCCUUUUAUUAUAUGCUCAGUUGCGUGUUAAUGCACUUAUUAAAAUUGGCGCCUUGAAAGUUCAGUAUGAACAAAUGGAAAAUGCUCUGAAAGAUUUCGAUGAGGCAAUCAAAUUGGAUCCCAAUAAUGCUGAUGUUUAUCUUCAUCGUGGUCAGAUCAGCUUAUUAAUGGUUAGGAUUUCUUGGCUUGGCCAAAUCAAAACUGAUAUCUGUGCAGUAGGAAAAGUCCUUAGAAUAAGAAUUUUAGUACUUCAGUGGAAACAAGAUAUAAAUGAGGCAAUUUCUUUAUUAAAUAAAGCUAUAGAAUUAGAUUCAAAAUGCCAGUUUGCAUAUGAAACACUUGGGUCAAUUGAAGUUCAAAGGGGGAAUAUGUCUCGAGGAAUUGAACUCUACCAAAAAGCAAUAAACUUGGCCCACAAUGAGAUCGAACUUGCUCAUCUUGUUUCUCUGCACGAUGCCGCCAAGGCGCAGUUAAGGGUUGCCGAACGUCUCAAUAUACCAGUAGGUGUCUUUCCGACGGCCAAUACUGAAUAUCAUAUCGGUUCAGAGUUACGAAAAGACUGAUAGACACGUCACAUUCACAUUUGCUCUUCGUAGAGAACUACAGAUUUGGGAAUUGAUAAUUAACAUCGCAAGGAGAAGUCUCUUUUAUUAAUAUUUGUGUUUUGACAAUGUUUCAAUUUGUCAACACAUAAAUGAGAAUAAGCAAUCGUGUACUUAAUUUUCUCGUUUAGAAAAAUGGUCACCAAUACCAUUUUAUAUACCAUAAAUUGGAGAACAUAAAAUUUAAAUUAAACGAGAUCGAUAUAAUACGUUACAGUUAUUUUUUUAUGAUUAUCAAAAACUUAUUGUGAUAUCGAGAUAUUUUAAAAAUUUAAAUAUUUAUUGUGACAUUUGGAAUAUUUCUGUGUACAGGUUUCGAAUGGGCGAAUGGGAUCUUGAUGAGAGAUGCCUUCGAGGAACACGAUGCUUUAUACAGAUGUAAAGUUCCAGAUGUUGGAAAGAAAUAACGUUGCAAACCAUAGUCUAUAAAAUUUAUCAUUUUGUAUAUUAUUUCUGUUCAUUUGUCAUAGAACGAUAUGCCUUAGAAAUGAAGAUAUUUUAAAUAAAUUUAUUGUUACAAGUAGCUACUUUUUUGACAUUGAAUUUCGAAAUUUUUGUUUUUCCGUUUAAUGAUCUUGAGAUACAGCUCCAUUUUUAAACUGUAAAAAGAUAAUUGUAGUUACGUUGCAUAAAUUAUGCAACAAAUCUUAUAUUCCUAUUUGCAAUCAAGUAUUACUGUACGUGAUCACAUUUUUUUCAGAUGCCAAAAUGUUAGGAAUCAUUGGUACAGAGAUGUAAUAAUAAAAAAGAAAUUAAUUCGAAGGUUGUCCCGAAUUUUUUAAAUAGCAUAAUUUAGUUAUUCACAUUGUGAUACGUAUUUAUUUGUUUUAUUGUAGGAAUGAUCAUAUUCGGACAGUUUGAGUAGAAUUGAUUAGCUGAAAAUACAGUGAACACAAUUCAAAUAAAAACUUUCAAUGAAAUUUCAUGUAUAUAAAUGGCGUUUAGAAUAGCAAUAAGCAUAAUAAAGAAAAUUUUAAAUAUUUAAAAAGUAAGACAUGAAGCCCACGGUGGGUGGUUUUAGCAUAGGUUUGGGAUCUAAUUAGAUCCCAAAAAAUGCACUUUUAGGGACAAACAGAACUAUGUAUCAUGCAUAUUUUUAUCAUAUAAUCACGUGCAAAUGUGAAACAUUAUUUUUGGUACAUUAGUCGAUAAUUGCUACAGGCAAUAAAGAGCAAUGAAUUUCUGUUGGAAGAUAAUGUUCUACAAGUCAAUGUUACACAUCUCGAAUGUGUUUUUAGGAAGCUUGAAGAUUCAUUCUGGAGUGAUCUGUUGUACAGAUUUCUGCUAAAUGAACACGACGGUUUCGAAAUAAUCGUACAGUGGAGGAUAAAUAAUAACAACAAGUGAAUGGAAGGUUUUUACUGAACUAUCAACAAGGUAAUUACGAACGUAAUAUACGAGUUAUUUUUUAUUACUAAAUUUUUCGUGCUUUGGCUGUGGUCCGGGACCCGCUGUUCAUUCUUCGAAAUUGAUUGUAUUUUGAAUAAAAACAGUCAAUGAGAUCAUUUAAAAUAUACGCAAAAAUCAGUACAGCAAGCAUGAGCAUCCGUAGAGGGAGAAAACGGGGCACUUGCCCCCUGGAUUGAGUAAAAAAUUCUUGUUUCCUUUACAUUGUAAAUUUAUAUAAUGUAUUGUUUUUGUAUUUAUGCCAUACGGUAUUCUGUAAUCUACUUGUGAAAA